CGCUUCCCGCCACGCGGCGCCCCGCCCCCUUCUCCCGACGUCCUUUGCCCGGACGCGUGGCGGCGGCGGCGGCAGUGGCGGCGGCCUUGGGGUCCGGCCUCGGUCUGCGGGCCUACGGACGCGGCACCGGAGGAUGGGCGGGGGCGAACAGAGCGGACCCAAGAUGAGUGAAGUUUCCUGCAGGAAGCGGGAUGACUAUCUGGAAUGGCCUGAGUAUUUCAUGGCAGUGGCCUUUUUAUCAGCACAGAGAAGCAAAGAUCCAAAUUCCCAGGUUGGAGCCUGUAUUGUGAAUGCAGAAAACAAGAUUGUUGGAAUUGGGUACAAUGGAAUGCCGAAUGGGUGCAGUGAUGACCUGCUGCCCUGGAGGAGAACAGCAGAGAAUAAACUGGAUACCAAAUACCCCUAUGUGUGCCAUGCCGAGCUGAAUGCCAUUAUGAACAAGAAUUCGGCCGACGUGAAAGGCUGUAGCAUGUAUGUCGCCUUGUUCCCAUGUAAUGAAUGUGCUAAGCUCAUCAUCCAGGCAGGUAUAAAAGAAGUUAUUUUCAUGUCCGAUAAAUAUCAUGACAGUGAUGAGACAACAGCUGCAAGGCUCAUGUUUGAGAUGGCUGGGGUUACAUUCAGGAAAUUCCUACCCAGGUGCAGCAAGAUUGUCAUUGACUUUGAUUCAAUUAACAGCCGACCAAGUCAGAAGCUUCAGUGAGUUCGAUUUCAUUAAAUCUACAAAAGUUUGGGACUCUUCUCUUCUAAGAAGCUGCUAAUGCCUUUCAUCUUAAAAUUGCACAUAACUUUUUAAUAGCCCAGCACAGGUAGACACAGUAAAGAAUGUAAAAAUCUCAAAUCUCGCUUACUGUCCCUCCUGUCACAUGGAAUCUACAUCUGUUUAAACUAAUGAUUUAGAGUUGGAAAUAAGGGAACCUGCAGAAGGCCUGACAUGCAAGGCAGGAGUAAGAGUGUCUUUUCCCUCGUGACCUUGUUGGAAUACUGGUUAUCUGCAGAAGAACAUUACCCCUUUGUCAUCCACUACAUUUCAACAGCCACUUCUAUGUGUGUGCUGGAAGGAUGCAUAAAUAAUUGUGUGAGUUCUUAGUGGGUAUUGCAGGCACACUGAUGUGCACAUCUGGCCCAAAUGAAGCAUGACAUGUAGUACCCUAAGGGAAAAAAAUGGCACCCAAGUGACAGUAGCAUUAAAAUAUUUGCUGCAGAGUUGAGGGAAGCCCCUACCCACCCACCCAGAAAACCUAGAUCGGAUGGCACAUCUGUCCUGACAGAUGAUCAGCACCAUUGAACCAGGAAUAUUUCCUCUGUUCCUGCUAUCCUGUUACAUGCUGGGUAGUGGCACAUUAUCCCUCUGGGGGUGGGGACCCCUGUUGAUUUGGCCUCUUAUUUUUGGUUUGUUGGUCAAAUGGAGCUGUUACAUUUAGUUUAUCUGAGUAAUGAAUUGUUCCCAAAGGACACAGCUUGUCUCAUUGCUACCCCAGACCGUGCCCUGCUGUGGUAGCAGCUGGGAUUGCUUAGGUGGGAGGUAUUGGGCAUCCCCCACUUCUGCUGCUUCUACUGCCUGAAAACAGGUUGCUCCCUCUACAUGCCAACGUAGUUCAUUUCCAAGGGUGCUCUAUAACCAGAAAGUAAAUUAAUUCCUAUCCCCAGCAAGUGAAUUGUAAGAGAUUGCGCCCACCUGGAGGCGGUUUAUUCCAGGUAUAUUGGUGCUGGAAGUUUAUUUGUACUGGCAUUGUGCCUUCAUUUACCCAAAUGUCACCCUAAAUAUGCUUGCUACCUUUGUUGAGAAAAUGGUUUCUUUGUCUUAAAACUUACUACUUUUUUUUUGUAAUGCCUUUAUAUUUUUGGAAAUUUUUAUUUUGUCUAAAGUUUUGUACUCCAUGUUCUAGGACAUUUUAUGAUUUGGCUCCUUGCCAAUAUUAUUAAAAUCUUAAUAAAAUUUACCACACCAAAGUA
Molecule: messenger RNA, 1953 nt
Organism: Cavia porcellus (domestic guinea pig)
Lineage: Eukaryota; Metazoa; Chordata; Mammalia; Rodentia; Caviidae
Gene: Dctd
Product: dCMP deaminase
Exons: 6
Coding region: 134-700 (188 amino acids)
Biological process (GO): pyrimidine nucleotide metabolic process
Molecular function (GO): zinc ion binding; dCMP deaminase activity
Source: RefSeq, a predicted model, not a curated record